UGAGUUGACUCUUUACCGUUUGUUGCUCUUGCUCUGGAUGUUUGAACUUCAGUUAUGGAACAUGAUAACGAAAUGCUCUCCUUCAUUAGCCCUGUUCUUCGAUCUCUCCCGCGUUUAUUUCAAAACCCAGAACUGCAAUCGCCCACUGAGGGCUCGAAGCGCUCUGUCGUGCGCACCGUCGCGCCGGCUCCAUUCUUGCUCCGAUGCAGACUCGCUUGUGUCGUUUCUGAUACUUGCCUUGAGCAAAUGCUGCUCCGCCUCUAGCUGCGGGGCGGUUCACGCUCGAGUCGUCAAAUCCGUGAGUUACCGCCAUGGGUUCAUCGGCGAUCAGCUCGUGUCGAAGUACGCGGAAGUGGGCUGUGAGGAACAUGCGGAGAAGUUGUUCGACGAAAUCCCUGAGAAAGAUUUAGUGUCGUGGAAUUCUUUGAUUUCGGGGUUUUCGCGUAAAGGGCGCCUGGCUAAGUGCUUGUAUGCAUUCCGUAGGAUGAGAAAUGAGACUUUUAUGAACCCCAAUGAGGUUACUCUCGUAUCGGUCAUCUCAUCUUGUGCUGAUGUGAAAGCUCUGGAUGAAGGUAGGUCCAUUCAUGGGCUCUCGGAAAGAUUGGGCAUGUUGAUGGAGGUGAAGGUUGUUAAUUGUUUGAUUAACAUGUAUGGAAAAUGCGGGAAAUUGGGUGCCGCUUGUCAUUUGUUUGACAUAAUGCCUGUGAGGAGCUUGGUUUCAUGGAAUUCGAUGAUUGCUGUAUAUGCUGAAAAUGUGUCACCAAUGGAAGGGAUCAGUUGUUUUAAAUUAAUGAGAAGGAAUGGAAUUCAGCCUGAUGAUGCCACUCUGGUGGCAUUGCUUCAAGCAUGUGAAAGUGUAGGUUCUAUUAGACUAGGAGAAUCUGUUCAUUGUGUAAUAUGUCGCCAUGGGUUCUAUGGACGGAUGUCGAUUGUGACUGCUCUUUUGGAUUUGUAUGCCAAGACUGGGAGGUUGGAUGCCUCAUGCCAACUUUUUCUUGAGAUAAGAAACCCAGAUAGUAUUGCUUGGACUGCAAUGCUUGCCAGCUAUGCUGCUCAUGGGUACGGGUCAGAAGCAGUCACUCUCUUUGAACUCAUGGUUAAGAAAGGUAUGAAGCCUGAUCAUGUCACAUUUACUCAUCUAUUAAAUGCUUGUAGCCAUUCAGGGCUAGUAGAAGAAGGGAAAUGGUACUUCCGAACUAUGUUUGAAUUUUAUGGGGUGGAGCCUACAUUAGACCACUAUUCAUGCAUGGUUGAUCUCCUCGGUCGUUCUGGGUCCUUAAAAGAUGCGUAUGAGCUUAUCAAAAGCAUGCCAAUGGAACCUAAUUCUGGGGUCUGGGGUGCUCUUCUCGGUGCAUGCAGAAUUUACAGAAAUGCUGAACUUGGAAAGGAAGCUGCAGAGCACUUGAUUAAACUGGAUUCUUCAGAUGCAAGAAAUUAUAUUGUGCUCUCAAAUAUAUACUCAGCAGUCAGUCUAUGGAAAGAUGCUUCAGAAAUGAGAGCAUUGAUGAAGGAAAAUUGUCUUACCAGAUUGCCUGGAUGUAGUUAUAUUGAACACGGAAAUAAGAUCCAUCAAUUUGUCGUGGGUGACCGGUCUCAUCCAUUGUCACAUAGGAUAUACACCAAAUUGACAGAACUGAUUGGGAAGAUUCGCAAGGCUGGACUUGCUCCUAAAACAGAAUUUGUCUUGCAUGAUGUUGAUGAGGAAUUGAAAGAGGAUAUGAUCAAUGAGCACUGCGAGAAGUUAGCAAUCUCAUUUGGGAUUUUGGUGACUAACCCAGGUAGAACAUUAAUAGUAAGGAAAAAUCUAAGAAUAUGUGGCGACUGUCACAGCUUUGCCAAGAUCAUAUCAUUGAUUGAAAAGCGCACCAUUAUAAUUCGAGAUCCAAAGCGGUUUCACCAUUUUACUGGUGGAAUAUGUUCAUGUGCUGACUAUUGGUGACUCAGUUUCAAAUUCACCAUUUUCCUAAAGGAGGUUAGAAUCUGUACAACAGAUGUAUAGCUCAAUGCAAAGCUUUGUGGUUAAUUGGCAAUUUCUAACUGAGACAGGUCGCUGUUGUGUAUUUUUCAGUGUUGGAAACAGAACAAACUUCUUGUCCGCUCCUCAAAAGGAUUGGUAGAAACAAGAGGUACUUGAAUAAAAUAGGAAUCUGUUUUGCUUAGUAUUACAGAGACGUGGCGUAGAUUUGAUGCAGCUCCUUUUGUUUGCCUUCGUCUCUGGGAGCAGCGGCAAGACGGUAUUUGAAGCAAUUAUCUUCUUAUUUGUGAUGCACCCAUACGACGUUGGCAACCUCUGCAAAGUGGAUGGAGUGCCAGUAUGCAUCAGAGGGACAGAAAGAUCUGUACUCACCAGCUAAAUUUUGUGACCACCUUUCCUGUGCUCACUUUUGUUCUGGUUCUCAGAAGGUUGUUGAAGAGAUGAAUAUACUGACCGCUGUGUUUUGGAAGCUCGACAACCUGAAGAUUGGACACCCCAACAGCAUCUUAGCCACAAUGCUAUAAGCAAUUACAAUUGUAGCACGGAGAUGGUGGAGAAUUAAUUUUUGCCUGCACAUCUCCACUCCCAUGGAAAAGAUCCACAAGCUGAAAACGAAGAUUGUACAACAUGUGGAAAGCCAGAGUGACCACUGGCACCCGGGUCUGCUGGUCCUAAUAAGGGACCUAGAGGACAUGAACAAGAUAACCAUGACGCUGUGGCUCGUGCACAGGAUCAAGCACCACAAAAAUUCAGAGAGGUGGAUCUGGAGAGCCGUCCUGAUUGAAAACUUGAUUGAGACAUCAGACAGGACGAUCAAGAGAAACUAAUUUAUGGAGGCAAGGCAUGAUUCCUGCCGCGUUCGAAAACAAUUAAAUGAAGGCGUGAUCUGUUGAAUCAAGACCGAUCAGACAUUGACAUAAUAACUGUAACCUGACUGUGGAUAAUACUAACUGUCCAACGGGCAUCCGUUGACUUUAAUCCAACAGUUUGUCCUUCAGCUAUAGAAAGAACCUGAAGUUACAUAUUUUCCUCCAAAUGAAUGUCGUAAAUUGCGGGAGCCCAUGAUGUAUAUGAGUUGACUUUUUGCCGUUUGUUGUUUUUUGUUCUGGAUGUUUGAACCUCAGUGAUGGAACAUGAUAACGAAAUGCUCUCCUUCA
Molecule: messenger RNA, 3132 nt
Organism: Eucalyptus grandis
Lineage: Eukaryota; Viridiplantae; Streptophyta; Magnoliopsida; Myrtales; Myrtaceae
Product: pentatricopeptide repeat-containing protein At5g40410, mitochondrial
Biological process (GO): RNA modification
Molecular function (GO): protein binding; zinc ion binding; RNA binding
Source: RefSeq, a predicted model, not a curated record